AGCCAAUCACAGUGGUCCCAGGAUGUGUAAAUGUUAGUCUAAAGUCAGAAUCAUUCACUUCAGUUAGUCCAGCGCUGGUUCAGCAUUAAACCAUGACAACGUUUUUAGCAAUAAUAAUUCUGAAUACUGCAUUGCUGAUUCAGGCCGAAGAGGAUCCUCAAUCACUCUAUUUAAAGACAGUUGAAAUUGGAGAUAAUGUUACUCUGGAUUGUCUAGCUUUGAAUGACCAGAAUAACAUUAAAAUAUUAUUCUGGCAUAAACAAUCUCUGGGAUAUAAUCCCCAAAUGGUAGCAAGCAGAUAUUAUAUAUCAAAUGAGAUUCAACCGCCCUUUACGUCAAGGUUCACUGUGGGAGAAGGAAGUAACUUCUAUUUGACAAUCAGCAACGUUCAAAAAGAGGAUGAAGGAAAUUAUUUCUGUAAUCAAGGAGAACAACAUCAAAAGAUUUGGAAUAAUGGUGUUUUCCUGACCAUCAAAGAUCCCAGUGACCAGAGGUUUGUCUCCCAGACUGUGGUCCAACAGCCUGUGUCAGCAUCAGCUCAGCUGGGAGACCCUGUGGCUCUCCAGUGCUCUAUUACCUCCCAGAGGACGGACCACAGUAACCAGUGCCAAGGGGAACCCAGUGUGUACUGGUUCAGAUCAGGACCAUCUCACCCUGCUGCCAUUUACAUGAAUGGAAACAGGAGUGGUGAAUGUCAGAAUAGUUCUGGGCCUCCGUCUGCUCCACAGAGCUGUGUCUACACUCUCCCCAAGAACAAUGUAGACUCCUCUGAUGCUGGGACUUACUACUGUGCCCUGGCAGCAUGCGGGGAAGUUGUGUUUGGAAAUGGAACCAAGCUGGACAUAACAGAACCCUACAGACAUCUGGUUACCGUGGUGCUUGGAAUACUGUUGGCUUGCUGUCUGGUUGGGAAUAUUAUCCAGUUCAUAUCCAGAAAUAAAAAUAAAGUUUGUGAGCAUUGCAAAGGAAAUCCUAAAGUCUCCUACCAUGUUUUACAUGCCUCAGUGAUACAAGAACAACAGCGUUUGGUAGUAAGACCAAGUUCUCUGUUGUAUGAGGAGGAAGCAGAUUCCUUGAACUACGGUGUGUUGGAGUUCUCCGACAGGAAAGCCAAAGGAAGGAAGAAGAACAGUGAAAGGACUCAGGAGUGUCUGUAUUCCGCUGUGAGAGAAACCUAGGAGUAAAAAGUGAAAGAUGAGAUAAGAAGCUCAAAUAGCUCUUCAUAACUCUAGACGGUGGUUAAGUUCAAACUAUGUGUUUUAAAUGUGGAUGAACCCACAUACGUUUCUUUUUUGGAGUUUAUAGAAACUUUCAGGCAUUGCUGUAUACAAAUAUCCAUAAGCAGCAUUGUUUUGUGUAUAAUGUUCAGCAAAACCAUACUGACUUAAAUAACAAAUAUGAUCAGAUUACAAUAUUAUUAUUUUCUUGACGUAAUGUUCCAAACAACUUAGUUAGAUGGACUGCUUUGUGGGAAAAUAACUGAGAAAAUGAUUGCAACUAAUUUUAUAAAAAUAAAACUUGGAAAUGUUCAUUGUUUUUCAUUUAAAGGGAAGGCUGCCACAAUUAUGUUAAGCUGUAUAGCAUCUGAUUGGUGACUUUUUAAAAUGAUAACAAUUUAGGAUGCGAAAGGCAGGAAAGAGUAAUGCAAGAGAUGACGCUGAAUCAUUAACAUAGAGGACCCCUGUUUUAGCACAAGUUAUCAACUUGCCAUUUCUAAACAUAACCCCUUUGUAACACAAUGUGGGCGUAUCCAACCAGCUGGGAGGGUUUGACUGGUGCACUGCGUCAACUGGUAGGCUGGAGUUGAUUUUCAUAUAUCUUGACUGACACCUCACACCCAUGUAAACAAACAUUUUUUGCUUCUGAAAUGAGGUUAUACAUAUAUUGGUGUAUUUAGGGGUGAAUCGGUUCACAAAACACGAGGUUUGAUAAGAUACGGAAUGGUUUCGGGUUACGGUUCGGAACAGUUUCCAUACAUAGACAAAAUAAAUGCCUGAUCAUUUUCACUUGUAUGUAGAUAUUACAUUUAUUAUUUUAACAGUAAUCAACAAGGAUAGCUUGGCGAUAUAUAUAGUCAUAUGGAGAUGAUAUAUAUAUCUAUAUCUAUAUAUAUCUAUAUAUAUAUCAUCUCCAUAUGACCUGGAACAUGCCAGUGGAUAUGUGUACAGAGAUGACUCCAGAGAGAGAAGGGGGAGAACACAAAGAAGAUAUAAAAACGAGGGCAGGCCCUUCACUUAACACCUGACAAGACAGAGACAACAUCCUUGGCUGUGUACGAAUGGUGGCUAUGUGUCUCUGAAAUGGACUCAUGUAGCAACUGUUGUCUCCAUUGCAAUAGGAUCCCAAAUGAGUACUUAUAUUAGAUAUUAGUACAACUGAAAUAAAAUCAAUCAAUCACUUCAUUAAGACUGUCAUCCAAAUUGGUGGUAACAUCUACCUUAAUUAUUUGACUUGACUCUUUAUUAAAGCACGUACCAGAUAACAUACUAUACUACAAUAAAAAUCAUUCCCUGUUCACGAAACUGACAGUGACCAUUCAGGUUCAGUCAGUAAUAUAUAUA
Gadus chalcogrammus (walleye pollock) is the source of this 2561-nucleotide messenger RNA. RefSeq lists its product as uncharacterized. Lineage: Eukaryota; Metazoa; Chordata; Actinopteri; Gadiformes; Gadidae. Gene Ontology annotation, biological process: response to bacterium. The coding region runs from base 93 to 1178 and encodes 361 amino acids. The record is from RefSeq and is a predicted model, not a curated record. The transcript has 6 exons.